AUGCUGCGGCAAACGCUUUCUUUGCUAAGUACUUAUAGCUGGAAGGAGGUGGCGUAUAUGACCAAGUCUCCACAUGCGCUACAGGCUUUAGACAUUACAAUUCCACAACGAAUUCCUCCUUGUGCUAAGCUACCUACUUGUGUAUUUGUCCAUGGCGGAUCGUGGCAACAGGGUGAUAAAAACGGUGGACUGAACAAAGGCAUUGACAAAGCGUUCGUGCGUGCUGGAUGCUUGGGUGUCUCUGUCAAUUAUCGGUUAUCACCGGAAGUGAAGCAUCCUGAACAUGUCAAAGAUGUAGCUGCUUCUCUUACAUGGUUGCAUCGGAACAUUUACAAGUAUGGCGGUGAUCCAGAGAAGUUGGUGCUGGUGGGAUACAGUGCUGGUGCACAUUUGGUUAUGCAGGUUCUUGCUGAUCCACAGUAUCUGAGAGCAGCAGGUAUGGAGCAGCCAGUUGGCACAUUCGUGAAAGGUGCUGUGGGUAUCUCGGGUGUAUACAAUGUCGUGCGACUCGCAAACGCACCAUUCUAUGGAACGCUUGUGACAAAUCCACCUUUUGGUAAGCAAGUCGAGCAAUGGAGAGAGGCGUCGAUUGGCGUGACUGUCAUGCGAGUUGGACCGACCUCGCCACUGAUCAAGAUGCCACUGCUGCUAUUAAAUGCCCAAGAAGACUUCCACUUUCAAGAAGACUCUCUUGAACUUGAGCAGUGGCUACGUGCAGCAGGAAACACUAGCAUUAAACGACACGUCAUAAGCAAUUGCAACCAUUUUACCAUCAUCCAACAUCUCGCAAACGAUAAACCUAGCACCAACGCGACUAAGCAGUUGAUCAAGUCGUUUGUAGCGAGCAUCGCUGGCUCACGCAAUUCGAAAAGUUUUUCGAUUUUUGGAGAAUUUUGA
Molecule: messenger RNA, 897 nt
Organism: Peronospora belbahrii
Lineage: Eukaryota; Oomycota; Peronosporomycetes; Peronosporales; Peronosporaceae
Source: the annotation of a GenBank genome assembly